UCCCACAUUCAACAGGAGGAACCCGCGGGAGAGCAGACCCGACCCCCUUCACAACCACAGCCUGUGCGCCCCGCGGCCCCUCGAGCGCCAUGGCCAAGGAAGGCGUAGAGAAAGCGGAGGAGACCGAACAGAUGAUUGAGAAGGAGACCAGCAAGGAGCCUGCUGAGGGCGGCGACGGCUCCCACCGCCUCGGGGAUGCCCAGGAGAUGCGCGCUGUGGUGCUAGCCGGCUUCGGCGGGCUCAACAAGCUGAGGCUCUCUAGAAAGGCCAUGCCGGAGCCACAGGACGGCGAGCUCAAGAUCCGCGUCAAAGCCUGUGGUUUGAACUUCAUCGACCUGAUGGUGCGACAGGGCAACAUUGACAACCCUCCCAAGACCCCCUUGGUGCCAGGAUUCGAAUGUUCUGGGAUUGUUGAAGCUCUGGGGGACAGCGUAAAAGGAUACGAGAUCGGAGACCGCGUCAUGGCAUUUGUCAACUACAAUGCCUGGGCUGAGGUGGUCUGUACUCCAGUGGAGUUUGUCUACAAGAUCCCCGAUGACAUGAGUUUCUCUGAGGCUGCUGCUUUCCCCAUGAAUUUCGUCACCGCGUACACAAUGCUCUUUGAGAUUGCCAACCUCCGCGAAGGCAUGUCCGUGCUCGUGCACUCAGCCGGCGGUGGAGUGGGUCAAGCUGUGGCUCAGCUGUGUUCUACCGUCCCCAAUGUGACCGUCUUUGGAACAGCCUCUACUUUCAAGCAUGAAGCCAUCAAAGACUCUGUGACCCACCUCUUUGACAGAAAUGCAGACUACGUGCAGGAAGUAAAGAGGAUCUCAGCUGAAGGUGUGGACAUCGUUUUGGAUUGCCUGUGUGGGGACAACACUGGCAAGGGGCUCAGUCUCCUCAAACCUCUGGGGACCUACAUUUUAUAUGGUUCUUCCAACAUGGUAACUGGAGAGACCAAGAGUUUCUUUAGUUUUGCAAAGUCAUGGUGGCAAGUGGAGAAAGUGAACCCCAUCAAGCUGUACGAAGAAAACAAAGUCAUUGCAGGAUUUUCGCUCCUCAAUCUGCUCUUCAAGCAGGGCCGCUCAGGCCUCAUCCGAGGGGUGGUAGAGAAGCUCAUUGGGCUGUACAACCAGAAGAAGAUCAAGCCAGUGGUGGAUUCCCUAUGGGCCCUGGAGGAGGUAAAAGAGGCCAUGCAGCGCAUCCACGACCGAGGGAACAUCGGGAAGUUAAUUCUGGAUGUGGAAAAGACCCCAACCCCGCUGAUGGCCAACGACAGCACAGAGACCAGUGAAGCGGGAGAGGAAGAAGAGGACCAUGAAGGGGACAGCGAGAACAAAGAGAGGAUGCCCUUCAUCCAGUAAGCCAGACCUCGCAUCGGUGAAAGUGGAGGAUGGCUGGGAAGAAGAUGGCCGCCAGGAGAACUCUUCUGUGCUCCCAGUGAACCAAUGCUGUAGUCCAGUGUGUGUCGUGUUUGUCCGCAGUCGGCCAAGCUAAGAAGCUGUUGAUCACUGUUGUGUUUGGAAUUAAGUGCCAAUCCCAUUCCAUGCAGUAUUGUGUCCCUUCCUGGUCUGUGUAUCACGCUCUCCCCUCUCCCUUGAAGCAAACCCAUCCUUCUUCGGGUCCCUCUUGACAGUUCUAGAAUAGCCUUGCAAACUAAUACUAGCCCACAGGGCCCAAUGUCAGGAACCAGGCCACGUUUGAUUGAAAGGUGUUGUCACGGAGCCCUGUUCAGAUCCCCACUCUUCUUCGGGCCAAUGACACUCUUUGCCUGCCAACAAUCAGUCAUGCCUCUAAGCAUGGCACUUAUCAGUUUGGCUAGUGACAAGAGAGUAGGCCAGGAGUAUUCACGAUCCUAUACAUACAGAAUUCUCCAAGCAGUUACUUUGUCACUUUCUCUCUUAAGUGCUACAUCCCGGUGUGUGUCUCUGCACCUUAAGGUCUGAGCCUCUCUUCUUUAAAGCUCCUCCCUGGUUCUUAUUUAUAAACCCAGGGAGGCAGAUGUGGGUUCUUUCCUGGAUAGAGGUGGGUCAACAGCAUCUAUCUAAGGGCAAGCUACAGAGAUCUCUCCUCUGAAACUGUAUCUCACGAGCAAAGUCCUCCCUGUGCCCAAUGUAGACCCAACUCAGACGUCAUUGAACUUACCUGGGUUCUCACUUGCAGCCUUUGUAGUUACCAACCACUCUUUUUCAGCUCCUUCCCAGGAAACACCUUUCCCGAGGAAGAACCCCCUGGAAGACAAGUAAUUGAGGUUGAAAAGUCAACUGGUUUCUCUUGCCUGUUCAAAGCCCUUUCGAAUGUGUCACACACCCGAGGGACACAGAUGGUGGCUGCCCAGCAUCUGACGACAAGUGCGUGAUCCCCCCUCUCCCAACACACAGAACCACGGUGCUGAUUUGCAGGUCCCUUAGAGGUCAGAGGCCAAACCGCUCGAUCAAAUACCCUGUUCAAUGUCCCAGCUUGAAAGGGACAAUUCUCAUCCUCCCCAAUAGGCUUUCGAAGUAACACCAGUUACCACAGAGGAAGAGGGGUCUCCCUCCCUCUGCAGAGGGGUUGCUUACUGCCUCCCUCCCCGGCCCUUCUGUCCUAAGAGGUCACACACCCUGUCACUCACAAACCGAGCUAGAUAUAAAAGGCACCCCCGUAAUGAGCACCCCUGAGCUUAUUUUCGUCUUCUGGAAGACCCAAGUGGGUUCCCAUGACCUUGGGUUGGUGUUCCAAGUUUCUAAACGUCCUUGAAGACUUAAGAGGGCUCCAAUGUUGCCCACUUUUUUCCACUUAUCACUUCAGGGUAGGCCCCAUUUUCCCAGGUGGGCUGGGAAGGAACGCGUCUCCACAAUUCCCCGCCCUGCUUGGUUUGCAGAGUAGCCACUCGCCUGUCAUUUGCCGUGUUCCUUUAUCUCGAUCCUGAUCUUGCGAUGAUGACUUCUUGAUGCCAAAUAUUUACCUGAAGGGAGUCUUUCCUCACUGUGACAGGGAAAGUCAAAUAGGAAGAUGAGAAAAGAAGCUGCCAGCCAAUAGGCCAAGGGGUGCGAAUACGCGAAAGAGUGCCAGUCACAGAUCCUUAUUUUCUACCCCUGGGGGAGAGAUGCUAUCAAGAAUAUCACGUACUCAGUCCCAUUUCCACCAUAACCAUGCUCAAGGGUGGGUAGACCUGAGGACCACUCUCUGAGCGCUACACUUACGAGUGUGUAGAAAUAGCCUUUUGGAAAGGCUAAGAUCAGAGUCAGGAAGGUCCGCCUUCAGGCGACACAGAACCUGGCCCGCAUUCAGAAUCCAGACGGUCUGGUCAUGUACAACCAAGAAGCCUCGGGAAGUCAUCUUCCCCAAACCUGUUUCGUUUGUUUCAUUUUGGAAAACCAUUGAUCACACAUGAAAACCCUCUCCCUCUCCUGAGAACACAGAAAGAGAGCGUUUGAGUGUGAGCAGCAGCGCCAUGAAGAACAGGAGGGUGGGUGGGUGAGGGACAACCGGAAUCGGUCAGUCAUCCUGUGGACCUUCCUUCUCGUGGCUGUUUCCUGGAGGAAGUGUAAAGAGUGUCUAUGUUUGCCUUAAGGGAGCUUUGAAGGCUUCUUGGAAGGUCGAGCUUUACUAGAACGAACCGAACAUCGUCUAAAUGUGUCUGUGGCUUCAGAGCUUUCGUUAUAUUGUUAUAUUGUGCCUAUAAAGCAAAUUAUGUUUACAUAAAAAUAUAAUAAAGUAUUCAGCAUAGCA
This is a messenger RNA of Mus pahari (shrew mouse), 3693 nucleotides long. RefSeq names its product vesicle amine transport 1 like (gene Vat1l). Lineage: Eukaryota; Metazoa; Chordata; Mammalia; Rodentia; Muridae. The transcript has 9 exons. Gene Ontology annotation, molecular function: oxidoreductase activity; zinc ion binding. The record is from RefSeq and is a predicted model, not a curated record. Bases 90 to 1343 code for a protein of 417 amino acids.